Messenger RNA from Debaryomyces tyrocola, 720 nucleotides. The record is from the annotation of a GenBank genome assembly. NCBI's taxonomy places the organism in Eukaryota, Fungi, Ascomycota, Pichiomycetes, Serinales, Debaryomycetaceae.
AUGGCAAAUACUGAUGUUGAUGGAAGCAAUAAUAUUGCAAAACUGGUUUGUAGGGACGAUUAUUCAGAUGCAGAAUAUCAAAAAGAACUCACUUUGGAAGAUGUUACGCCAAAACUAACCAAAUGGUUCUUUCAAUACCCAUAUUUGUUAAAGUUAAAUUUAUAUUUAGGGUGUGCUUUAUUCGGUAUGGUUACUCAAGGAUAUGACGGUACUUUAAUGGGUACUUUACAAACAAUUCCCACUUGGAACAGUUAUUUUAAUAAUCCUUCUGGUGAAAAAUUGAGUACUUUGACAAACGGUGUAGUGUUUGGAUCAAUAGCUACCACACCAUUUUUGGUUAUAUCUGGUGACCGUAUUAGAAGAAAAUAUAUGCUUCUUAUUGGUAUUAUUGCAUCAAUUAUAGGAGCUGGAUUACAAGCCGGUGCUGUGAACUAUGGUAUGUUUCUCGGAUCCCGUAUUGUGUUAGGUCUUGGUGGCGGUGCUACACAGAUUGCUUCUGCACCGUUGUUAGCGGAAACAGCCUACCCUUCUCAAAGACCAGCUAUAACAAGUAUGAUGCAAGCGAGCUAUCCUGCUGGAGCAUUUUUGGCAGCGCUUUUUGUAUAUGCUGGUUUUGAAUCAGAUUUGAAUUAUAACGAUUGGUCUUGGCGCAUGCCUUCGGUGUUGCAGGCUGCAUGUCCACUAAUUCAAUUAGUUUUGGUAUUUUUUUGUCCAGAAUAA